CUCCACGCUCUGCAUCGCCUGCUGCCCGUGACCGUCGUCCAGCCCAGCAGCCCUGGGAAGGACGCCCGACUCCUUAGACGCUGGGAAGUGGUGUUGGUGUCAUUUGAAGAUGUGGCUGUGGACUUUACCCAGGAGGAAUGGCAGAGCAUGGACAAUACUCAGCGGACCCUGUACAGGGAUGUGAUGCUUGAGACAUAUAGCAAUCUGCUGUCUGUGGGGUACUACAUAACAAAACCUGAUGUGAUCUUCAAGUUGGAACAAGAAUCAGAACCAUGGACUGUGGAAAAAUCUGUACACCAGCAGCUUCCAGGUCUUUACAGAAAGAAUGAGCUGCUUGGAACUAAUCAGGAACUUCAUGAAACCACUUUCAGGCAAGUUCUAUUCACAAAAGUUGUAUAACUUCAAAAAGAGUUGCAUUGCCAAAGAUGAUUAAUUUAAGCUCUGGCCAUAAUUGAAACAUGCCAUGAAAAGGAAAUUGUAUAAAAAAGAAACUAGAAAUAUCAUUUCUUCUUCUUUUUUUUUAAUUUGCAGAGAAGUUUUAUUU
Ochotona princeps (American pika) is the source of this 544-nucleotide messenger RNA. RefSeq names its product zinc finger protein 334. The transcript is spliced from 4 exons. Gene Ontology annotation, biological process: regulation of DNA-templated transcription. Lineage: Eukaryota; Metazoa; Chordata; Mammalia; Lagomorpha; Ochotonidae. The coding region runs from base 148 to 399 and encodes 83 amino acids. The record is from RefSeq and is a predicted model, not a curated record.